This is a messenger RNA of Brienomyrus brachyistius, 1720 nucleotides long. Its product is annotated as aldehyde dehydrogenase family 1 member A3-like. Bases 131 to 1687 code for a protein of 518 amino acids. The record is from RefSeq and is a predicted model, not a curated record. The transcript is spliced from 13 exons. Lineage: Eukaryota; Metazoa; Chordata; Actinopteri; Osteoglossiformes; Mormyridae. Gene Ontology annotation, molecular function: aldehyde dehydrogenase (NAD+) activity.
CUUAUCAGUCAUCCAAUACGAGGGAGGAUCUUAAAUAAGCCGUAUAAAGCCCGUUGUAUUGGUUAGGAGAUUACACACCGGAGUGCUGGGACCUGGCGCGACCCUGAAAACUCAUUUCCAGAGAAAGAUCAUGACCCAGAACGGGACUAAAGCGAAUAGGCUGCCAGAGGAGAAGGUUUGCCCACGUCCGCUGAAGGAUGUGGAAGUCAGACAUACUAAGAUUUUUAUCAAUAAUGAAUGGCACUGCUCUGUUAGUGGGAAGAAGUUCUCCACAUAUAACCCUGCAACAGGUGCGAAGAUCUGCGACGUGGAGGAGGCCGAUAAGGCCGAUGUGGAGAAGGCAGUGGAGGCGGCCAAGGUGGCUGGCCAGAGGGGGUCUACCUGGAGAAGGAUGGACGCGUCCAGCCGAGGGAACCUGCUGAAUAAGCUGGCCGAUCUUUUGGAAAGAGACCGCCACCUACUGGCCACCAUGGAGUCGAUGGACACGGGAAAGCCCUUCUUACACUCCUUUUUCAUCGACCUGGAUGGCAGCAUCAAAACGCUGCGAUACUUUGCUGGAUGGGCCGACAAAAUCCAGGGCAGGACGAUGCCCGUGGAUGACAGCUUUCUGUGCUUCACUAGACAUGAACCAAUCGGCGUCUGCGGGGCAAUUAUUCCAUGGAAUUUCCCCCUGCUGAUGUUCAUGUGGAAGAUCGCCCCGGCGCUGAGCUGCGGCAACACCGUAGUCCUGAAGCCGGCCGAGCAGACGCCGCUCACAGCCCUCCACAUGGGGGCGCUGAUCAAGGAGGCUGGAUUCCCCCCAGGGGUCGUAAACAUCCUGCCUGGCUUCGGACCCACUGCAGGGGGUGCCCUGGCCUGCCACAUGGACGUGGAGAAGGUGGCCUUCACAGGGUCCACUGAGGUCGGGAAGCUGAUCCAGCAGGCAGCGGGAAGAGGCAAUUUGAAGAGAGUGACACUGGAGCUGGGAGGGAAGAACCCCUGCAUCGUUCUGGCCGACGCUGAUCUGCAGAAGGCUGUGGAGGAGGCCCAGCAGGGGGCGUUCUUCAACCAGGGCCAGUGCUGCACUGCCGCCUCGCGCAUCUUCGUGCAGGAGGACGUCUACCAGGAGUUUGUGCGCCUCAGUGUGGAACGCGCCAAGCGCGUGGUGCCGGGGGAUCCCAUGGACCCACGGACAUCGCAUGGGCCGCAGAUUGACCAGGAGCAGUUCGACAAGAUCAUGGAGAUGAUCAAGAGCGGCAAGCGGGAGGGGGCCAAGCUGGAGUGUGGGGGCGUCGCUGUCCGAAACCAGGGCCUCUACAUCCAGCCCACCGUGUUCUCCGAGGUCCAGGAUCACAUGCGCAUCGCAAAGGAAGAGAUCUUCGGCCCUGUGCAGUGCAUACUCAAGUUUAAAACCCUGGAGGAAGUGAUCCAGAGGGCAAACAGCACAGAAUACGGGCUGGUCGCCGCGGUAUUUACAGAGAGCGUGGACCAGGCGCUUUGCUUGUCCAGUGCCCUGCAGUGUGGGACUGUCUGGGUGAACUGCUACAAUGCUCUGCACGCCCAGACUCCCUUCGGCGGCUACAAGAUGUCCGGCUUCGGGCGAGAGCUGGGUGAGUACGCACUGAGAGAGUACACCGAGGUUAAAGCAGUGACCAUCAAACUGAAGGAGACGCCGGGGGAGAUCAGCAGAGACACACUGCCCCUGUAGCAGGGGACCAUGAUUGGGGGGGGGGGGGGGGGG